Messenger RNA from Cooperia oncophora, 1272 nucleotides. Lineage: Eukaryota; Metazoa; Nematoda; Chromadorea; Rhabditida; Trichostrongylidae. The record is from the annotation of a GenBank genome assembly.
AUGCGUGUACCGAUGUCCAAGGAACGGCCAAGAAUAGCAUCGUGUGCCAAUGACCCAGCUCCGUUAGGGAGAGCUGCUUUGGGUGGGCCACUAACCAUUGAAAAGGCUGGAAUCCAUCAAGGUGGUCACAGAAGGUCAGAGAAUGGAUUUCAAGUUCUCUUCUAUGGAAAUCCAUAUGGUCAUGUGGACAAGAACGCUUCUGACGUUUCUGUGAAGCCUGCAAGCAAAACCAUAUCCGCAUUUCUGAACACAGAGGGUGGCAACAUCUACGUCGGCAUUGACAGUUAUGGAACUAUUCGAGGCGUUCGUCUGACAGCCAGUUUGAAGGAGCACUUCUUCCUUUCGUUGAGCUACUGCAUUUCACAGUUCAAACCUGCUGUUCCACCGGACCUCGUUAAAGUACAUUUCAUUGAGUUGGACAAUACGACAUUGCUUGAACAUGAAGAAAACAAUAGUAUGUCACAGCAAGUGGAAGACGUCGGGCACGAUUACGAUAGUACUGCCGAAUCUGAAACGGAUAAAGGUCCCACUCAUCACACCAUCGGCAGCACAAGUUGUCUGUGCGAAGAUACUGUAGAAACUAUGGAGUCUAAACUCUACUUAGCUGUCGUUCAGGUUCUUAAGUCACCAGAUGGAACCUUUUAUCAGAAUGACGAAGGAUGCGCGUAUCGUCGUCGUCAUGGCUCAAACAAAAUGAUCAUUAUCAACGAUAUCGUGAAGCUCAUGAACAAUGGACCCGUGCCUCGAGCAAUCUCAGAGGACGGAGUCAGCUAUGUCCUCAGCCGCGAAUCGGCUUGGGUGGGGUUUGACGCUCUCCGUGGUGGACGUAGCAGGUUGCUUGCUCUGCGCCCUGUUACAUGGUACUGCACCAUCAUGGUCCAAUAUCACAUCGCAGUUCAAGUCGUUUUCCUUCUUCACAAGCACUGUGAUCUUGUCCCUUGUCGUGCAGUGCGUGUGGUUCUAUGGCUGUUACCUGCUGUGUUCCACAAAACAGGUCGAGCUGAUCACUUGCCUCAGCUGAAGCAGGUCAUUUUUUGCACGUCGCUGUUAAUGUAUGCAGCGAGCCCCACAAAACUAUUAUUGCUUACGGAAAAGCUCAGUCCAGGAAUAUACCUGCCAGUCGGUGAUUACGCAUUUCUCGUGUGGAACGUUUUCGCUGCUUUCCUUUUAGACCUGUCCUGGAAGACGUACUUCAGCUAUCCUCCAUCCAGUUAUGUGCUACUUGAACACGACGAGGUGAGCAGAAGUUGUGCAUUUGUUGUUGUUUAUUGA